This is a messenger RNA of Chondrus crispus (carragheen), 2850 nucleotides long. Its product is annotated as Starch phosphorylase. The transcript is spliced from 2 exons. The record is from RefSeq and is a predicted model, not a curated record. Gene Ontology annotation, biological process: glycogen catabolic process. NCBI's taxonomy places the organism in Eukaryota, Rhodophyta, Florideophyceae, Gigartinales, Gigartinaceae. Gene Ontology annotation, cellular component: cytoplasm. Gene Ontology annotation, molecular function: pyridoxal phosphate binding; glycogen phosphorylase activity. The coding region runs from base 1 to 2610 and encodes 869 amino acids.
AUGAAGGCACGCACCUCUUCGUUCCGCGAUCUUGUCCAUGGCACCAUAUCCGCCCCGGAGAGCCGCUACUCUGUCACGGGCCACACCACGCCCCAGGAUGGCCCCGAUUCUGCCUCCAAUGAGAAGCGGAACAAGCUUCUGUCCUCCUUGAUGUCCCAGUACCUCGCCCGUGACGUCCCCGCCAUCCAGCGUCAAAUCGUUAACCAUGUCGAGUACACUCUUGCACGUACCCGCUACAACUUUGACAAUUUUGGCGCGUACCAGGCUACCGCUCUUUCGGUUCGUGACCGUCUCAUCGAAAGCUGGAAUGAUACCCAGCAGUACUUUACGGAGAGGGAUGUCAAGAGGGUAUACUAUCUCAGUCUGGAGUUUCUCAUGGGUCGCUACUUGACCAACGCCCUAAUGAAUAUUGGUAUUCAUAAUCAGUUUACCGACGCCUUGACUGGUAUCGGCUUCAAGAUGGAGGAUAUCGCCACCGAGGAACGUGACCCGGGUCUAGGCAACGGCGGUCUCGGUCGUCUGGCUGCUUGCUUCAUGGAUUCUCUGGCUACCCUCAACUACCCGGCCUGGGGCUAUGGCAUCCGUUACAAGUAUGGUAUGUUUGAGCAACGCAUCCAUAAUGGUCACCAGAUUGAGAUCCCCGACUACUGGCUCACCUACGGCAACCCCUGGGAGAUUGAGCGCCUGGAUGUCACCUACCCAGUCCGCUUUUAUGGACAUGUCGAAUCCACAGGCCAUGGCUUCAAGCUCACUGGUGGCGAGAUUGUCCGCGCCGUCGCUUACGAUUCCCCCAUUCCGGGUUAUGACACCUACAACACCCUCAAUCUCCGUCUCUGGAGCGCCCAGCCGGCCAAAGAGUUUGAUCUCACUUCCUUCUCGAGAGGUGACUACUAUGGCGCCGUCUCCGCGAAGGAGGCUUCUGAGAAGAUUUCAUCGGUCCUCUACCCGAAUGAUUCUACCGACGCUGGAAAGGAGUUGCGCCUGAAGCAGCAAUUUUUCUUUGUCUCGGCCACCCUUCAGGAUGUUCUUCGUCGCUUCAAAAAGGUCAGCCGCCCGCUCACCGAAUUACACACCAAAGUUGCCAUCCAGCUCAACGAUACUCACCCCACCAUUGGUGUCGUUGAACUCAUGCGCCUUCUCAUGGAUGUCGAGGGUAUGGGAUGGACAGCGUCUUGGGAGACGGUCAAGAAGGUCUUUUCGUACACCAACCAUACGGUGCUUCCGGAGGCUCUUGAGAAAUGGUCUGUCUCUCUCAUGGUGAAGCUUUUGCCACGCCACAUGCAAAUAAUUUUCGAGAUUAAUCGUCGCCAUCUUGAGGAAACUGCUCGCAAGUACCCGAACGAUGGCCACAAGCUCCAGAGGAUGAGUAUCAUCGAGGACGGUCACCCGAAGAUGGUCCGCAUGGCCCAGCUCGCCGUUGUCGGCUCUCACACUGUGAAUGGUGUGGCUGCGAUCCAUUCUGGUCUCGUCUCGACUCGCUUGUUCCCGGACUUUGCCAAGGAUGGAUACAGGAUCCUCAAUAUGACUAAUGGUGUCACCCCGCGGCGCUGGGUGCAGCAAGCGAACCCAUCUUUGUCCGCCAUCAUUUCUCGAUGGAUCGAAACUGACGAGUGGGUUGUCAAUUUCGAUCUUGCAAAGGGACUUGAGCAGUAUGUCAACAAUGCAGACUUGCAGCGGGAGUUUGCAGAGUCUAAACUGGAGAACAAGAAGCGACUCGCUGCCACCAUCAAGAAGGUCUCAGGGGUUGAAGUCAACUGCAACGCGCUCUUUGACAUUCAAAUCAAACGUAUUCACGAAUACAAGCGUCAGCUCCUCAACAUUAUUGGUGUCAUCGUCCGCUACAAUAAGAUCAAGAAAAUGUCUCCGGAAGAGCGCAAGGGUGUCGUGCCGAAGGUUGUUGUUAUUGGUGGCAAGGCCGCUGCCUCUUAUGUGCAGGCUAAGCACUUCAUCCGUCUGAUUAAUGGUGUUUCGGAUGUCGUUAACAAUGACAGCGAAAUUGGAGAUCUUCUCAAGGUGUUCUUCUUGCCGAACUAUAAUGUCACUCUUGCCGAGACAAUCAUCCCGGCCAACGAUGUGUCUCAACACAUCUCAACGGCCGGCAUGGAAGCAUCGGGCACAUCGAACAUGAAGUUUGUCAUGAACGGUGGACUUAUUGUGGGUACUAUGGAUGGCGCCAAUAUUGAGAUUCGAGAGGAGGUUGGUGAGGAGAAUAUGUUUGUCUUUGGUCUCCACACGCCUGAAAUUGACCAUGCUCGUAAUCAGCUCAAGUACGGUGAAUACAAGGUUCGCGACGAUCGUCUAUCCGAGGCAAUGAACCAGAUUCAGAGCAACAUGUACUGCGGCUCGGAUAGUAGCGGCCCGAUCAUGAACUCGUUGCAACCAUACAACGAUUACUACCUUGUCACGCGUGAUUUCUCUUCGUACAUGGACGCGAUGGACCGCAUUGACGAGGCUUUCAAGGAUAAAACGGCUUGGAUCAAGAAAACAAUUGUGUCUGUUGCUCGAAUGGGCAAGUUCUCGUCUGAUCGCACAAUUCGUGAGUAUGCGGAGCAAAUCUGGGACAUCGAAGCAACUCCGUUCAUCCCGGGUUCUAUUUCGUACAAGUCUUAAGGGGGUUGGCAUAUAUGAGAAUGGGUCUGUGUGGUCAGUUUUCCUGUUGUAUCCGUUGCCUUGUUUAGUCGGCGCAAUGCGGCAUGCCUUUGUAGUGGCUAAUUUCCGUGUCGCAGAGUAGUCUUUCGAUAUCACGUCAUUCUGGGGGCAGCUGAACGUGGUAGUGUUAAUCUUGAUCGGCUUCGUCCCCAGGCACCGUACCAUUGCAACAAGUUAAAAUAACAAGUUCUUUGCAUUCGA